Syngnathus typhle (broad-nosed pipefish) is the source of this 4200-nucleotide messenger RNA. RefSeq names its product synaptonemal complex protein 2-like. Lineage: Eukaryota; Metazoa; Chordata; Actinopteri; Syngnathiformes; Syngnathidae. The transcript is spliced from 44 exons. The record is from RefSeq and is a predicted model, not a curated record. Bases 1 to 3978 code for a protein of 1325 amino acids.
AUGGCCUCAGAGUUGGAGAAUGCAAUCGCUGAGGCACUCAAGAGCAGAAAUGUUACCGCUCUGAGAUCAUUCCUGCAAAACAACGCCAAUGAGGCUCUCAAAUGUUCAGCGCAGUUUCUCAACAAAUUGGAUGAUCUUAUCAUUUGGAGCUUGAAUGAAAAAGAUUUCAAUGUUGCCUGCGUAGCUUUUACAGUGCUCCAUAAUUGUGGGAGAAACUUAAAAUUUCCUAGUGGCAGUCAAGGAAUUGCAGGAAUAAUAGAGCAAGGCUUCAUCCAGAAGAUGUUUCAGUGGUUUAUCAAAUGUAAGGAAGUGUGGAUUCAGCACGGACCGCAGAGGGAUAAAUCUUUGGCUACACUGUCAGAGGACUUCUUCGAUGCUGUCACGAUUAUCCUUGAAGCAUCCAAAAAAGCAUUGGUGGGAAUCCAAUCUUUCCUGUAUUCUCUUGGCCAUUUGGUGAAUGAUCCCAGACUUUGCAUCGUCAUUAGAAAAGAGGCAGUCUGUGCAUUGAACAAAAUUCUGAAAGAACUCGCAGUGUCACCUGAGAAAGAAAAAGUCCUGACCUCACAGGAGGCCUCAGAUUUGAUGUCGGACCUGGCUGCUCAGAUUAUGCACUGUGGGGAUUACGAUUUCCAGGUUGCUCUGAUCGAGGUAUUAUUCCGAAUGACCACAGCUGACCAGAAAAAGAAGCUGCCUGCCGUCUGGUUCAGCGUAGCUCAAGUAGCCUGUGCUUUUGGCCAAAUUCACCCUUUGGAGUUUGAAGCGGAUUGUCGUACAUUUCUGAACUUCGUAAAUGGAUUACAAGGAGACAAUCGAAGAGUGAAAUCUUACCCAUGUUUCGAAGUGUUUCUGGGGAAUGUCAAGCUUCUGAAACCCGCUGAUGACAAGCCUGACAAAUUCUGGAUUGACUUCAACCUUGGCAGCCAAAGCAUCUCUUUUUAUUUCUCAUGUGCUGAUGAAAAGUCUCAGACAGGUUAUUGGGAUUCAAUCUGCAUCCCUGAGAAUGAGAUCCACAGCUACAGUGUUACAGAGAAGGGAAUGAAACAAAUCUUACAGUUACAGCUGUCUGCAGUGAUCAUGGCGGGUAGCGUCAAAGGAUCAAAUAUCUUCAUCAGCUUCUGCCCCACCUUAGACAUCCUCCAGACUGUUCGUUGCAUCUAUGGACAAGGAAAGAUCAAAAGCACAUUUGGAAAGAGGUCUACUGUUAACAUGACACUUAACAUUGACAUUGAAGAGAACAAAUCCCAGCAGAAUUUAGUCCCUGAGACUCAAGUGUCCCAUAAUGACGAUGACAAGAGCACGCUCUCAUAUCUGGGAAUUGAACAGCCAACAUCUUUAGAAAUCGCAGCCAAUAUGAUGCUUUCUGGCUUGACCACCUUAAGCAACGACUGUUCCAAAGGGGGCAUACAUAAAUCAAACAUUUCAGCAGAGAACAAAGGGAAACCAUCUCUGGAGAUGUUUUGUGUUUCUGAUAGAAAGAAGAAUGCUAAUCUCGCAAAACAAAAGACCACUGAUGAAAUCUCCAAAUGUGUCCGGACAAAGCAGAGCAUACCAGUAUUAAGAGAACCAGAACGAAUGCAAACAGGACAGGAUAUAGACCAGCUUCAGGAUAAUUCUUUUGUGCCUGACACCCAGCCUGUAAUUGAGAGAAACACGAGUCAAAGGAACAAACUGUCAAUUUCGGAAAUACCCAAAAGGCCGCCACAAAAAAACAACCUUCUGCCAAAUUCUGGACAAUCUUCAAAUGUUGCAAAGAAGCAAGAGCGCCUACAAUCUGCCCAGACAGUUGCAGGUUUGAGUAAGCCAAAGCACCUCAAUGGCAAACAUACUCACCACCCGCAACAGAGCUCUAAAGAAAAAACUCCCGGGGGCUCAGAUGAUUUUGAGCCUCACCUUCCUAAAGAGCUAGAGGCCCAGGGCAAACAACUUGACAAAACCAUUGACAGAGGCAAGCAAUCAUUGGUGGCAACUUCAACUGAGGCAUCUAAAACCAACCAGGAAAAAAAUUCAAAUGAUAAGAGAGCUACAGAGUUUGUAGGCAACAUGGUGAAACGUAUCUCGAGCUAUUAUUCUAAGAACAACAACAAAAAUGGCGGUGCACCUCAAUGCUGGAUUCCACCUAAUGUCAGCAGCUUACUUUUCACCAGUGAAAAAAAUGCACAAGCAAAAGACGUAAACAAAUUCCACAGUAAGAUCACAUCAAAUUCUGCCAACAAAAGAAACGAUGUUUUUGAAUUUAGCAUUGAUGAGCCAUUCAGCAUCGGGGGAAAGGGCAAGACAUACCUUGGCAAAUCUCCCACAUCAAGCAAAGGUAUUCGUGACUCCUCAGUGUACUUUCCCGCAACCAGAUCAAGACAACUCGCCACAAAAGAGAAGCGGGAUGGAAAGAAGCAUCUGUUCAGCAGAGACAAUAACAAUUCCCCAGAUGUCCGCACGCUGAAAGAGUCAAGCAAGAAAACCAAAGUUAAAACGACAUAUGCCCAAAAUGAACCAGUCACUUCAAAACGAUUUCAGCCUCAUAAUUCAAAUAAAUCCCCAGUCAUACCCAAAAGCAUUCCAAAACCUGGAAAAAGAAAUUCAAGACUCAACAAGAAGCCAAUGGAAUUUCAGAAGGAUACUCCAGAGCCUGAUAGUCCCUUCAAUGUCAACAAAAGACCCAGGCGAAGUGCCACCUUAGCAAAGAGCUAUAAAGAGCCAGCCACAGAUGAGAGCCUGUCAGAAUUAGAGCAGCCUCAAGUAACCAAGCAGGCAUGUAAAAGUAUUCAACCAAACAAAUCCAAUGCCACGAAGGUUCAUGUCCAACAACAGAUAUCAAAGUGUCCUCGUCCUGUCCGCAAGACCUCCCCUUCUUCCAUCAAGAAAAUGCGACUCCCUGAACUGUCUGCCCAGUCCCCGCAGUUGGACAUAUCACCUCUCGUCAGACUGCCACCGGGUUUCUCGCCAAAGGAGAAAAGUGUGAUCCAACCGUCUUCACUUCCACUGUGUUUUUCUCCCUUAUUAACGCCCACAAAUUUAUCCCCGAUCUCUGCUUCGCCCCAUUCCCAUUUUCCUGGAGCCGCCACAAAUCCUGACCUGAAUUGCACCUUCAGUCAGGAAUCUUCUAUAUCUCAGGUUUCCCUCAAUCUGUCAUUCACCAUUGGAGUUCAGCAAAGGGCAAUUGCCUUACAGGCUUUUAGUCCGAAAACAGAGAAAACGGCACACUCAAAUGAAGAUUCUUCUGAUACUCAAGCCUCAGGACCUCCUCGAAAGCGCCACAACUCCUUGUCUAGUAACGCUGAGGAAAAAGAGAGACAAAAAAGGAAGUGCAUCUCUGGCUUGAAACAUCAUGUCUUAUUCAACUCCUUUGCUGAGAAGAGCAUUGAAGGUGAGGUGAGCCAUGGGCAGACCACCUUCUCAAUGAUGAUGAAUCACUGGGACACAGAUGGGGGAAAUGGAGAGAUGGAUCUGGACGAUUUAGAGUUUGUGGAUGUUGGAGUUAACCUGAGUAAUCUGUCUCCUCAACUCAAAUCUAAGCUAAAGGCAAAGUUCCAGAAGAAGAACUACAUCAAGUUAAUGGAAGGUUAUUACAAUGAGACUAUGAAGACUGUCGAGCAACACCUCUUCUCUCUCACCAAGCAGCUUAACAAACACAGGACUAAUAAGUUUGCAGAUGUCAAGAAUGUCCUUAUGGAAGAGCUACACAAUCUGGAGCAGGGGAAGGCUGUCCUGAAUAGCAUGGAUAAAGACCUGAAUAUAUGCUUGGAAAAUCAGAAGUCUUUCUUCCAGUCAUAUCGUGAGCAGGGAACCAAUAGCAUAGAGGUCCUGAAGAGAACCCUGGGAGAGUUGCACUCAAACCUUGAGUACGAGGAGCCGUUCUUCACAUCCCAGAUGGCUGAUUUGAAAAAAGACAUGAGAUCAAUCCAAGAACGACUCCUCAGCACAACGCACAAGGACGCCCUGGAAAGUUUGAGGAGAGGAUUGCGCGCCUGGAUCCUUGAUUGAAGUUGCAAUUUGAAUUGCAGGAUAAGUUAUGCUAAGUUAGUGUAAAUAUUACAUUAAGUCAUAAGUGUAUGUUAAGUUAUACUGUUAAUGUUUGGUAUUUUGUAACAGCAGUUACACUACUACUGUUAAGCAAAUAUAUAGAAGUGUUAUGGGCAAGUUAUGGUUCUGUCUCCCUGACCCUUGUGAAUUUUACUUUUUAAAUCUAAGAUUUGCUAGACUUUC